AUGGCAGGGGGUACUAGUAUCUGGGCGAGCAAGGAGGCAAGAACCGACCCGAAGGAGAUCUUUAAUCUGAGGCUUCUUUAUCUCCUUAUAUCGGUGGCCUGGGGUGGAUGGUUCUAUGGCUUCGACACCGGUAACAUUGGAGGCAUUCUCACUUUGCCUUCAUUUGAAAAUGCGUUCGGUCUAAACAACCUACCAACUGCAGAAGUUGAUAAUCGAAAGGGAACGAUUGCGGCAAUGCUUGCGGCUGGUGGCUCCGCCGGAGCUCUCUGCGCUGCCCCAACAUCAGACUUCCUGGGACGGAAAUGGUCGGUCUUUCUGUGGGGAUUUAUAUUUGUGGUUGGGGCUGCGAUGCAGAUGGUGGCUGAUUAUGAUGUGCUUCUUGCCGGUCGAUUCAUUGGCGGGAUGGGGGUGGGCGCCAGUUCAAUGCUCACUCCUCAGUUUCUGGCCGAGAAUUCACCUAAAUCUGUUCGAGGAUCAAUGACUGCAACAUAUAACUUGAUGAUCCUAGCCGGUAUAAUGCUCGCCUUUUGGAUUAACUAUGGUGUCUCCCUCUGGUCAUUCCCCGGCGUUGAACAUGAUAACACGCAAUGGAGAACGUCAAUGGGAAUUCAACUCAUCCCCGGGGCUCUGAUGUGCCUGAUGAUACCAUUUGUGCCUGAAACCCCUCGGUACUUGAUUAACCAUGGUCGCUCCGAGGAGGGAAUCAAGAACCUAUGCCGACUACGCAAGCUUCCUAUCGAGCAUCCCUAUGUCCAAACGGAAUACCAGGAGAUCGAGGCGCAGGUACGAUACGAGCAGGAAUGUCAUCAGGGUCACAGCUAUUGGGUGGUGUUGCAGGACAUCUUCCUAAUCAAAAGCAACUUUCAACGGUUUUUCCUCGCUGUUAUGUUGUUCCUGUUUCAUAAGUUCACCGGCACAGAUUCCUUGAAUUACUAUGCACCUGAGAUAUUCGAGCUGAUCGGUGUGAAAGGAAGUUCCAACACUCUUCUCACAACCGGUGUUUAUGGCGUGGUGAAGUUUGUGGUGACCAUCUUCUAUGUCACCUAUCUAGUGGACCGUGUUGGCCGCCGGCUUCCCCUGCUCGUUGGUGCAUGUCUCCAAGCGACCGCAAUGUUAUACCUCGCAUUAUAUCUCCGGUUUGCCGGAACUAACACCGAUACUGUUGGAGGAACUCCUGCUGGUGGUAUUGUUGGUAUUGUCUGGAUUUACAUCUACGCCUUUGGUUGGUCCUUUGGACACAGCGUAGCAUGCUAUGUCGUCGCGGCGGAAAUCUUCCCAACUCGGAUCAGGUCGGUCUGCAUGUCAAUUUGCUUUUUCGUCAACUGGAUUGUCGAUUACGGUAUCACACGGGCUACACCGAAUAUGAUUACUGAGAUGGGAUGGGGCGUCUUUCUGCUCUAUGCGCUACUAACCUAUGUCGGGGUGGUGUUUAUCUUCUUCUGUCUACCCGAACUGAAAGGACGAUCUAUUGAGAGUAUAGAUGACCUAUUUCAGAGGCCGCUGUGGAGCAUGUGGCGACACGCAUACCCCACAGAGGAGGAGAAAGUACGACAAGGUAUUCCGCAAUUGAUGAAAGGCGCCAAGAUUCCGGCCGUAGGAUUCGGGACAUGGAAGGCGGCACCCGGAGAAGCUGCUGCGGCAGUCAAGACAGCAUUCGAGGUUGGGUAUCGGCAUUUUGACUGCGCUCCGUUAUACGGCAACGAGCGGGAAAUUGGAGCAGUGUUUAAAACCACAAAGGUUCCUCGAAGUGAAUAUUUCGUCACGACUAAACUAUGGUCAUCAGACCACCGCCGGGUCGAAUCAGCACUAGAUAAAUCCCUUCAAGAUCUGGGCCUCAACUAUGUGGAUUUAUAUCUCAUGCACUGGCCAGUAACACUGGACCCAUCCCCCAACCCAGCCGAAUAUGGCAAAGAGAAUCGCAAAGUCCAUGCAGCGGGCUGGGAUUUCAGCGACACCUGGCGGGAGAUGGAGAAGCUGUUGGGGACCGGUAAAGUGCGGGCAAUCGGCGUGGCGAACUUCUCAACAGUGAACCUGGAAAAACUACUCAAGACGGCGAAAGUGGUGCCCGCCGUUAACCAGACUGAAAUCCAGCCUUUACUCCCGCAGGAUAAGCUGAAUGCGUAUUGCCGAGAGAAGGGGAUUCAUCAAACGGCGUUUGGACCAUUGGGUGGGUCCGGGAGUACUUUGCAUUCUCAUCCGGAUAUUGUAGAUAUUGCGACUAAGAGGGGGUGUGAUACGGGCAAUGUGAUGUUGAGUUGGGGACUUCAGAAAGGGUGGAGUGUUAUUCCUAAGAGUACGAAUCCGAGGCGGAUUCAGGCGAAUCUUGUGGGAAAUGUUGAGUUGACGCCGGAGGAGAUGGGGAGAAUGGACGCUUUGGCUAUUCCUAAAGGGAAGAGGUUUAAUCGGCCAGAUUGGGGGAGUGUUAUAUUUCAUGAUGACGCGGAGGUGAAUUUGAAGGAGUAGGUACUAAAUCUGCUUCAAUAUGCUGGAACAGAAUAUGUAUAUCUUUCACCAAGUGUACGCCAUCUUAAAUUCUAGCUCUGGCAGAAGAGACAACACUUGCUAUGUUGUUAUAACC
Messenger RNA from Aspergillus pseudotamarii, 2578 nucleotides. RefSeq lists its product as uncharacterized. Lineage: Eukaryota; Fungi; Ascomycota; Eurotiomycetes; Eurotiales; Aspergillaceae. The transcript has 8 exons. Gene Ontology annotation, molecular function: oxidoreductase activity; carbohydrate:proton symporter activity. Gene Ontology annotation, biological process: transmembrane transport; carbohydrate transport. The record is from RefSeq and is a predicted model, not a curated record. Bases 1 to 2463 code for a protein of 820 amino acids. Gene Ontology annotation, cellular component: membrane.